This is a messenger RNA of Ilex paraguariensis (yerba mate), 583 nucleotides long. NCBI's taxonomy places the organism in Eukaryota, Viridiplantae, Streptophyta, Magnoliopsida, Aquifoliales, Aquifoliaceae. The record is from the annotation of a GenBank genome assembly.
UAUUGGUUUGUUGGAUUGGGAAGAAGGUGACUUAGGACCCGUCUAUGGGUUUCAAUGGAGACAUUUUGGUGCUAGCUAUACUGACAUGCAUGCCGACUACACUGGCCAAGGAUUUGAUCAGUUGUUGGAUGUCAUUGGCAAGAUUAAAAAUAAUCCAGAUGACCGGCGGAUUAUUCUGUCAGCUUGGAAUCCUUCUGAUAUCAAACUGAUGGCACUUCCACCUUGUCACAUGUUUGCACAGUUCUAUGUAGCCCAGGGGGAGUUAUAUUGUCAAAUGUAUCAGCGUUCUGCCGAUAUGGGUCUGGGUGUGCCAUUCAACAUUGCAUCUUAUGCACUCUUGACAUGUAUGAUUGCUCAUGUUUGUGAUCUUGUUCCAGGUGAAUUUGUCCAUGUUAUUGGGGAUGCUCAUGUCUAUCGCACUCAUGUCAGACCUCUGCAGGACCAACUCCAGAAACUACCUAAACCUUUUCCAAUUUUGAAGAUCAACCCUCAGAAAAAGGACAUUGAUUCCUUUGUAGCAACUGAUUUUAAGCUCAUUGGUUAUGAUCCUCACCAGAAAAUAGAAAUGAAAAUGGCCGUGUAG